Messenger RNA from Schizosaccharomyces octosporus yFS286, 1411 nucleotides. RefSeq lists its product as uncharacterized. NCBI's taxonomy places the organism in Eukaryota, Fungi, Ascomycota, Schizosaccharomycetes, Schizosaccharomycetales, Schizosaccharomycetaceae. The transcript is spliced from 5 exons. Bases 258 to 1058 code for a protein of 266 amino acids. The record is from RefSeq and is a predicted model, not a curated record.
UGUCGCUGCUUUAUGAAAUUGAGACAUGCGAAAAGCCAGUACCAUGAGUUUUUCAACUACGCUUCAUCUUUUGAGAGGAGCUUUUCAUUGUAAAAGUGCUUUUAUUUAACUGUGUUAAAAGAAAGGAGUAAUUCCUUUUGUUGACAGAUCCGUGAACGGUAGAACCAGUUCCUACGGACUUAUUUGGUAAAUUUAGCUGGUAUCGUUUUGGCUGUAGAUAUCUGCAUUAUUUCGUGUUUCUAGCUGCCAUUAUAACAAUGAAGAAUAAAUACACUCCAGUUUCAGAUUCUGAUGACUCUUUCAAAGUGCUCAAUGAUGAAAAGUCAGACGCUAGAUCUUUGGAUGGUUCUGGUACGCCUCCUCCGUACUCAGCUCCGAACAAAUUUUUUGAUUUAGAAAUGGCUGAUGGAUCUGCUCAGCAUUCUGCCCAAGAGUCCACUAACAUUACUGGGUCGAAUUCGACAUAUUCAAAGUGGGUUUCAGCGAAUAUCUUCUUUUUUUUUGCGUCUUUUGAGUACAUUGGGGCUUAUGGUAUUCUUCUCGUAAUGUUCUUUUAUUUCAAGGUUCCUGUGAGGACACAAGACUUUUGGGGACUUUUUGGCGGAUUUAUUGGAGCGAUAUCACUAUUUCUCUAUUCAAUGUCUCAAUUUCCUAAAGAAUGGUUCAAGCAAACUGGUAGAGUGCUGUCCAACCUGUGUGUCGCAGUAAUAUGUACGGCUUCUCUGGAUGUCACUUGUUAUUCCGUGUAUUAUUUUGUAAAGAAGAUAAUAGAAUUUGAAAAGAUGAACGAUAUUGCUUUCUAUGGUGUCUGCAUUGUUAACGCUGCCGUGUUUGUUUUAUUUUGGAGUACGGAUACGCGACAAUUUCGAAUCUUCAUUGCUGAUUUAGGAAAUGGCAUGGGAAACAUGGUGAAUGCCAUAGGAAACGGCGCAGAUGUCAUAGGAAACGGCAUAAGAAAUGCUGCGAAUUAUUUUCGACCGACAGAUCCAGAAAAUGAAGCACCUCGUAACGAGGAAAUUGAGCUUCAACCUCUUGCUGAGCAAAGCGCUGAAGUUUGAGUUUUAGCGAAUCUUCUCCAUCCCUCCUAUAAAUCGCAUUUUCUUUGGAAGCAUUCAUAUCAAUUGCAAUCCCUCGAGUUUCUGCAUUCUUGUCCACAAAAGCAAACAUCAGCUUCAUAUUAGGGAUUUGAUUGCUUUUCACGUUCACUCUUUUAUGUAUUUAAGAAUUCGUUUCGCAAUAGUGUUAUUUAUGAAUCGUUCGUUUUCUUUCUGACGAACAUCCUUGUUAAUGCAACCCUUUUAAUGAUUUCACUCACAGCAUAGAAAGCACAAAUCUUUCAACUUGAACGAUCCGACUUUUAUAGCCUAAUGAAUUAAAUUAUCGUCUACUUAGAGAGUCAAGUAAAUGAAUU